Messenger RNA from Penicillium cosmopolitanum, 1545 nucleotides. RefSeq names its product glycoside hydrolase family 72 protein. The record is from RefSeq and is a predicted model, not a curated record. Gene Ontology annotation, biological process: fungal-type cell wall (1->3)-beta-D-glucan biosynthetic process. The transcript has 4 exons. Gene Ontology annotation, cellular component: fungal-type cell wall; cytoplasm. Gene Ontology annotation, molecular function: 1,3-beta-glucanosyltransferase activity. NCBI's taxonomy places the organism in Eukaryota, Fungi, Ascomycota, Eurotiomycetes, Eurotiales, Aspergillaceae. Bases 1 to 1545 code for a protein of 514 amino acids.
AUGCGAAUCUCGAUUUCCCGUAUCGGCUCGAAGUUCUUUUAUUCCAACAACGACACUCAAUUCUUCAUUCGAGGCAUUGCCUAUCAGGAGAACUACAGCGGUGGGGGCGCCAAGGGAACCGGCGAGACCAGCAAAGAAAUCUACAUCGACCCCUUGGCGAACGGCGAUCAAUGUCAGCGCGAUAUCGUCUACCUCCAGCAAUUGCGCACUAACCUCAUCCGUACCUAUGCCAUCGACCCAUCCAAGAACCAUGAUGAUUGCAUGCAGAAGCUUGCCGAUGCUGGAAUCUAUGUCAUCAGUGACCUCUCCUCUCCGGACGAGUCGAUUAAAGCGGAUGAACCCUCGUGGAAUUUCGAUCAAUACAUCCGGUACACAUCUGUCAUAGAUUCUCUGCACAAUUACGACAAUGUUAUAGGGUUCUUUGCUGGAAACGAGGUUGUCAACCAGCCUAACCAGACAGCCUCGGUUGCCUUUGUCAAAGCCGCAGCGCGAGACAUGAAGGCAUACAUCAAGAAGAAGAAUUACCGCAAAUCUCUGGGAAUCGGCUACGCGGCAACAGAUCGGCAGGAUAUCCGCCAGGACAUGUCGGCCUACCUGAAUUGUGGAGACCAGGACAGUGCCAUUGACUUCUACGGUUACAACAUCUACGAAUGGUGCGGUGACAAGACUUUCUCCUCGUCUGGUUACGAAGAGCGAACCGAUCAGUACAGGAACUACUCCAUCCCGAUAUUUUUCUCUGAGUACGGAUGUGUCACCAGCGGUCCCCGAAGCUUCCAAGAUAUCCCUGUCUUGUACAGUGACAAAAUGAACGAUGUUUGGAGCGGCGGAAUUGUCUACAUGUACUUUGAUGUUAGUGGAGGUGAAGGUUAUGGCCUCGUCUCUGCAUCGGGCAGCUCCGCAACCCCCGGAAUCGACUUCGCGUCACUUUCAAAGCAAAUCCAAAGCGCGACCGCAACUGGCGUCAACAAGGCUAGCUACAGUCCCUCCAAUUCCGCGCAGGAAUGCCCGACCGCCAACGUCAAUUGGCUGGCGCAAUCGAGUCCGCUACCUCCGUCUCCCAACGGUGACUUUUGUGACUGCUUGAUGGGAACCUUCGAAUGUGUCGUCAAAGAUGCCGUGGACCUUAAGGAUUAUCACACGCUUUUCGGCCUGGUCUGUGGCUUCGGGAAUGGUAUUUGCGAUGACAUAGCUCAUAACGCUACGACCGGUCAUUAUGGCGCCUCUAGCGCUUGCAGCCCCAAGGAACAGCUUUCCUUGGUCAUAAACAACUAUUAUCUGAGCCAGAACAAGACAGAGAACGCUUGCAACUUCGAUGGUCAGGCACAGAUCCACGAACCGUUUGGCACUCCGAAGGACUGCAACUCCCUCAUCGGACAGGUGGGGGGCACUGCAACUGUCAGUGCUGGAGGGACUGGCGCAACAUCUACCUCCAAAGGUGCCGCUGCCCAUAUGGUGAACCCGGCUGCUGUCAUUGUUGGUGGCUGGCUUGGUCUGGGCUCUUUGGCUGCUGCAAUUCUGAUCGGCUCCCUUAUGGUAAUUUUGUGA